Molecule: messenger RNA, 4001 nt
Organism: Globicephala melas (long-finned pilot whale)
Lineage: Eukaryota; Metazoa; Chordata; Mammalia; Artiodactyla; Delphinidae
Gene: BCL11B
Product: BCL11 transcription factor B
Biological process (GO): positive regulation of transcription by RNA polymerase II
Cellular component (GO): nucleus
Molecular function (GO): DNA-binding transcription factor activity; RNA polymerase II cis-regulatory region sequence-specific DNA binding
Source: RefSeq, a predicted model, not a curated record
GCUCGGACCCCUCCCCCGGCUCCCCCCAUCGGUGCAGCUCUCCGGGCGAUGCCAGAAUAGAUGCCGGGGCAAUGUCCCGCCGCAAACAGGGCAACCCGCAGCACUUGUCCCAGAGGGAGCUCAUCACCCAGCCUGAGCAUGUGGAGGCCACCAUCCUCGAGGAAGAUGAGGGUCUGGAGAUAGAGGAGCCCAGCAGCCUGGGGCUGAUGGUGGGGGGCCCCGACCCUGACCUGCUCACCUGUGGACAGUGUCAGAUGAACUUCCCCCUGGGGGACAUCCUGGUUUUUAUAGAGCACAAGAAGAAGCAGUGUGGCGGCAGCCUGGGUGGCUGCUAUGACAAAGGCCUGGACAAGGGCAGCCCGCCGCCCUCCUCACGCUCUGAGCUCAGGAAAGUGUCCGAGCCGGUGGAGAUCGGGAUCCAGGUCACCCCCGACGAAGAUGACCACCUGCUCUCACCCACGAAAGGCAUCUGCCCCAAGCAGGAGAACAUUGCAGGGCCGUGCAGGCCUGCCCAGCUGCCAGCGAUGGCCCCCAUAGCUGCUUCCUCCUCCCACCCUCACACAUCUGUGAUUACUUCACCUCUUCGUGCCCUGGGCGCUCUACCGCCCUGCUUCCCCCUGCCGUGCUGCAGCGCGCGCCCUGUCUCGGGUGACGGGACUCAGGGUGAGGGUCAGACGGAGGCUCCCUUUGGAUGCCAGUGUCAGUUGUCAGGUAAAGAUGAGCCUUCCAGCUACAUUUGCACAACAUGCAAGCAGCCCUUCAACAGCGCGUGGUUCCUGCUGCAGCACGCGCAGAACACGCACGGCUUCCGCAUCUACCUGGAGCCCGGGCCGGCCAGCAGCUCGCUCACGCCGCGGCUCACCAUCCCGCCGCCGCUCGGGCCCGAGGCCGUGGCCCAGUCCCCGCUCAUGAAUUUCCUGGGCGACAGCAACCCCUUCAACCUGCUGCGCAUGACGGGCCCCAUCCUGCGGGACCACCCGGGCUUCGGCGAGGGCCGCCUGCCCGGCACGCCGCCGCUCUUCAGCCCGCCGCCGCGCCACCACCUGGACCCGCACCGCCUCAGCGCCGAGGAGAUGGGGCUCGUCGCCCAGCACCCCAGUGCCUUCGACCGAGUCAUGCGCCUGAACCCCAUGGCCAUCGACUCGCCCGCCAUGGACUUCUCGCGGCGGCUCCGCGAGCUGGCGGGCAACAGCUCCACGCCGCCGCCCGUGUCCCCGGGCCGCGGCAACCCUAUGCACCGGCUCCUGAACCCCUUCCAGCCCAGCCCCAAGUCCCCGUUCCUGAGCACUCCGCCGCUGCCGCCCAUGCCCCCCGGCGGCACGCCGCCGCCCCAGCCGCCGGCCAAGAGCAAGUCGUGCGAGUUCUGCGGCAAGACCUUCAAGUUCCAGAGCAAUCUCAUCGUGCACCGGCGCAGCCACACGGGCGAGAAGCCCUACAAGUGCCAGCUGUGCGACCACGCGUGCUCGCAGGCGAGCAAGCUCAAGCGCCACAUGAAGACGCACAUGCACAAGGCCGGCUCCCUGGCCGGCCGCUCCGACGACGGGCUCUCGGCCGCCAGCUCCCCGGAGCCCGGCACCAGCGAGCUGGCCGGCGAGGGCCUCAAGGCGGCCGACGGCGACUUCCGCCACCACGAGAGCGACCCGUCGCUGGGCCACGAGCCUGAGGAGGAAGACGAGGAGGAGGAGGACGAGGAGGAGGAGCUGCUGCUGGAGAACGAGAGCCGGCCCGAGUCGAGCUUCAGCAUGGACUCGGAGCUGAGCCGCAACCGGGAGAACGGCGGCGGCGGUGGCGGCGGCGGCGGCGGCGUGGCCGGGGUGCCGGGCGCGGGCGGCGGCGUGGGCGGCGCGGCCAAGGCGCUGGCCGACGAGAAGGCGCUGGUGCUGGGCAAGGUCAUGGAGAACGUGGGCCUGGGCGCGCUGCCGCCCUACGGCGAGCUGCUGGCCGACAAGCAGAAGCGCGGCGCCUUCCUGAAGCGCUCGGCGGGCGGCGGGGACCCGGGCGACGACGACGACGCGGGCGGCUGCGGCGACGCGGGCCCGGGCGGCGCGGUCAACGGGCGCGGCGGCGGCUUUGCGCCGGGCGCCGAGCCCUUCCCGGGCCUCUUCCCGCGCAAGCCGGCGCCUCUGCCCAGCCCCGGGCUCAACAGCGCGGCCAAGCGCAUCAAGGUGGAGAAGGACCUGGAGCUGCCGCCCGCCGCGCUCAUCCCAUCCGAGAACGUGUACUCGCAGUGGCUCGUGGGCUACGCGGCGUCGCGGCACUUCAUGAAGGACCCCUUCCUGGGCUUCACGGACGCGCGCCAGUCGCCCUUCGCCACGUCGUCCGAGCACUCGUCCGAGAACGGCAGCCUGCGCUUCUCCACGCCGCCCGGGGACCUGCUGGACGGCGGGCUGUCGGGCCGCAGCGGCACGGCCAGCGGGGGCAGCACGCCGCACCUGGGCGGCCCGGGCCCCGGGAGGCCGAGCUCCAAGGAGGGCCGGCGCAGCGACACGUGCGAGUACUGCGGCAAGGUGUUCAAGAACUGCAGCAACCUGACGGUGCACCGGCGGAGCCACACCGGCGAGCGGCCUUACAAGUGCGAGCUGUGCAACUACGCGUGCGCGCAGAGCAGCAAGCUCACGCGCCACAUGAAGACGCACGGGCAGAUCGGCAAGGAGGUGUACCGCUGCGACAUCUGCCAGAUGCCCUUCAGCGUCUACAGCACCCUGGAGAAACACAUGAAAAAGUGGCACGGCGAGCACUUGCUGACUAACGACGUCAAAAUCGAGCAGGCCGAGAGGAGCUAAGCGCGCGCGGCCCCCGCGCACCUGUACAGUAGCCCCGUCGCCAAGCGAGAGAAUGCUGACCUGACACUUGCCUCCGUGUCGCCGCCGCCGCUCGGCACCCUCUGCGAGCCCCCGGGGCCCCAGGGGAGGCGGCCCUCCAACCUAACCUGUGUCUGCGAAGUCCUAUGGAAACCCGAGGGUUGAUUAAGGCAGUAAAAAUUGUGGAGCCUUUUAACUGUGCAAUAAUUUCUGUAUUUAUUGGGUUUUGUAAUUUUUUUGGCAUGUGCAGGUACUUUUUAUUAUUAUUCUUUCUGUUGAAAUUCCUUUAAGAGAUUUUGUUGGGUAUCCAUCCCUUCUUCAGUUUUUUGUUUCUUUUUUUUGUUUCUUUUUUUUGUUUGUUUUUUAAAAACUCAGUAGUAGCCUGAGCGAUGACUCCCGAGCUAUGUAGAGGGGAAGCAUAUAUUUUAAAUUAUAAUUUGGGGGGGGGAGGGCGCUGCUUUUUUGAAAUCUAAGCUAAGCAUGUGUAAUUUCUUGUGAAGAAGCCAACACUUAAAUGACUUUUAAAGUUGUUUACUUUUUUAUUCCUUUUUUUUUUUUUGUCCUGAAAUAAAAAGUGGCAUGCGUUUUUGUUUUUGUUUUGGGGGAGGGGGUGGAUGAACAGCGGAUAACAAUCUUUAAAGUUGUAGCACUUUGUUUCAGAAUCGGAAAGGAGAUGUAGCACUGAUGAUGUCCCGAGUAACAGAGGCCUUUUCUGUGUUGAUUUCAACUUUGCAAUACAUAAGGAAACCUUUGCGUGGUGGUGGUGGGGAGAGGCCCUCAGAAAACUCAGCACUGCCAGAGAAACAGGAGUUUUUGAGGGCUGCCCCUGGGAAAUGGCCCAAGAGCAUUCUAAAAUUGUGCAUUCCCAUCAGAUCCCGUACUUUUCUUGGAAUGUCGGUGGGCCCUGGGAUGCCAUCUCUGCUAUUUGCCGUAGAUUAGACUAAAUAAAAUGGGCUGAGGGUACUUUUGGGGGUAGAUGGUGGUGACCUGCAGUGACACAGAAAGGAGAGAAACCAGUGGUGUUCUUUCAGGCUUCUUCUGGCUUGACAGCUUCUCUCUCUCUCUCUAUCACCCCCACCACAGAAAUCCUAAGUCAUACAUUGCUGCCAGUGACAACUGAUCGUUUCCCAAGCAGACAAGUGUACUGAUGGUGAAUUGAGGGAAGUUACUAUUCUCUCACGGAAUGCACACUGAUGACAU